UUAAAGUAUAAAUAUCGUCCCUAUUGUUCAAUUCAUAAUCAAAAUUUAUUUAAAAGGCUUUUCAACUCAGACAUAUUAGCAGACAGCUUCUAGGUCGCCAAUGGCAACCGAUUUAAAAGCUUCGUUGCGUCCCACUCGCUAUGCGUUGUCUAGGUAACGGAAUAAGAAAGGUUGGACUAGAAUCAUAUGUGCCGAUUUCUCCGAAUCAGCUGGAGAUGAUUGCGUAACGGCUUCAUUAACAAAUAUGUCGUAUUGAAGUUAGUAGGCCACUUAGUAAUAGCUUUGUUUUAAUAUGUCAAAACAAAGUAGGACGUACUUGAUGGAAUGGCGAGAUUAUGAAGUUAAUUUAACUCGCAUAGGCAUUAAUUACCAAGCAGAUAUUCCUCAAAUAAAUCCCCCAGCGGCACUACAUUCUGAUUAUGAAAAUGGUGAUCAGCUGCUUUGGAAUCCCGCAAUCUUACCAUGUGGGAAAGUAAAAAACUAUUUAAAUACUGCCAAAUCCUUAUUUUACAACGAGCAUGGCGAGGAAAAUGUUUUGCUCGUUCUGCAUCAGAGUAACUACGAUAUCGACAAAGCUUUGGAAUGUUUCUUGAGACCACGUGGUUUAGAAGUUCAAAACGGCAAGUGGUCAGAAAAGGAAUGCCGCAAUUUCGAAGAAGGAUUAAGGAAACAUGGAAAAAAUUUCAGAGCUAUUCAGAAGAUGGUGCUGACCAGAACAAUUGAAGACAUCGUGGGUUUUUAUUACCUCUGGAAGAAAACUGUGAGAUACGAUGUAUUCAUGCAAGACUUAUUUACCAAUAAACGCCACAUCAAGAAAAAAUUUCAGAAGAAGUAUAAUCAUGUGACCGAAUUCGGCGAUAUUUUAACUACACGUGAGCAGUUGGCUCUUAGCAAAAAGCAUUCACAGAAAAAAACUAGGCGCCGGAUUAAAUGAAAUUCCAAAUACUUUGGAUAAACGAAGAAAAUUUUCUCUCUGAUUAUCAUAAGAACAAAUUACUCAAAAUGUACAGAACGAUGCAAAAUAAUUAUUCUCCAUGCCUUAUGAAUCUGAAUAUGUUACAUGGUCAACUGAAUAUGGUUAUGUUGGAAUUCACAAAACUGGAACACAUUGGUUGACAAAAAGUAAUAUAUUUAGUCAUCAAUAAUAAUAAUGUAAUUUAGUGAUCCUGGAAUAAUUAGUUACAAAUAUAAAUUAGUCCAGCUACAAAUUACCAGUCGCCAACGACCCGAAUGUGAUAUCAGUUCACAUUUCAAGUCGAAUGUGUCAAAUAUGAUUUUCAGAGGUACGCACUGUAAAUAAAUCUAAAAAACUUAU
This is a messenger RNA of Parasteatoda tepidariorum (common house spider), 1315 nucleotides long. Its product is annotated as mesoderm induction early response protein 1-like. Gene Ontology annotation, molecular function: histone deacetylase binding; transcription corepressor activity. The record is from RefSeq and is a predicted model, not a curated record. Gene Ontology annotation, cellular component: nucleoplasm. Gene Ontology annotation, biological process: negative regulation of transcription by RNA polymerase II. Lineage: Eukaryota; Metazoa; Arthropoda; Arachnida; Araneae; Theridiidae.